UACAGCUGCGACUGAACUUUGCCCUCCUUCCACACUGAACAACAACAGGCAGAGUAUAAAAGGGGGGAGCAGGGGAGGAAGAGGCUUGUUUUUGUUCACAGAGUUGAAGGAAAGCAGAGCUGAACAGAAGGAAAGAAGACUUUUACACCAGAGGAUCGGGGCAGCGAGGAAGCAGCACCACAGGCAUGUGGGCGGCCCUCGGUCUGCUCCUCACUCUCUGCCUGCUCCAUGGGGGCGGAGCAGAGAGUGACGGGGGUGGGCCGCGCUGUCAGCUGCCGCCAGCCUGGAAGAUAGGGGAGGUGGAGCCCAUGAAGGGGUCAAUGGGCCGGGUGACGGUGGUGGCUCUUCUUCAGGCCAGCUGACUGUUCUGUUUGGUGCAGGCUUCCAGAAUGGAUGGCCUGCGCCAAAAGCUGGAGAGACAGGGUCUGAGGGAUGUGGUCUACAUGGUGGUUAACCACCAGGGGGAGCAAGCACAGCGCCUGCAUCCCCUGCUCUCAGAGAAACUUUCACAGAACAUCAUGCUCUACAAACAGGACGAGCAACAGACUGAUGUUUGGCAGACCCUCGGGGGGGAUAAAGAUGACUUUCUCAUUUAUGACAGGUGUGGUCGUCUCACCCACCACAUCUCUCUUCCAUACUCCAUCAUUGGACAAGGCCAUGUUGAGAGUGCAAUUAAAGAUACCUACUGCAAACGCAUAUGUGGAGAGUGCUCACAUGAGAGUGCUGAGACCCCAGAGGAGUGCAAAGAGACGGCAGAUGCACAGCCCGAUGCAGGAGGUGUCCCAGCUGCAGAGGGUGACGCUGGACAUGGUCACGGGCUUGAUCAUGGCCAUGGUCACCAUCAUGGCCAUCACCAUCGUCAUGGCCACCAUGGUCACCAUGGUCACCACGGUGACCACGGUCAACAUGGAGACGGUCAAGGUUUCCACCCCCGUGGCCUCGGCCAUGAUCAAGCCGGUGGUCAUCACCAUGGAAGCCAUGAUGGCGCAGGCCAUGGAUCUCACCAUGGACAAGGUCAAGGGCAGGAAAGUGUUAGACUGCAGGGUCAUGGCCAGGAAGGUGGGAUACCUCAGGGUCAGCAACAUGUAGAUUUUUCCCAGGUGCAGCAAGCAGUGCAUACACAACACAUGUCACAGGGGGCCCAUGCUGCCCCUGUUAGGCCCUGACAACAAGAGAGGUCGAGGUGAAAGCCAAAGUACAGCUGACAGCGGGCAGCAGGCUCUGACAAUGAAGCCUCUCCCAAAGCCAGCUGAUGCUGACACUGACGCAGGCUGUUUGGCGAAGCAGGGAGCGAGCAGCCAGUCGGUCUCUGACACUGUGACGAGGCUCUUCCCGCCUCCUGACGGUGACACGGACAGACAGGCAAUGCAGCCAAUAAUGUCAGGGAGACCUGACAGUGACGCAUGCCCUCUGCUGCCUGACAGCAGCCUCAGGCAGCCCCAUGAGCCUGACCUCCAGGUGUUGCUAGCUGAGAAUGAGACCACCAGUAAGCUGGUUCUGACAUCAGUCUCACAAUAACACCAGCUAGCAACACUGAGGCAGAGCGCUCUUUUUUUUACCAACAAGUAUUACUCUGGGAGAGGGGAAGGCAAUCCUGACAGCAGGGAUGUGGGGUCGAUGAAGAGGUUACAUCUAAUUUUACACAGAUUAAGAUAACACAAGAUAAAUAGACACAUCAACCAUGUAAUGCAAGUAAUUAAAUUGUGGUUUAAUGCGUAUCACCCGGCUCAUCCUGCCUGUCAUUGGGUUGCUCUCGGCCUCUCCUAGGAGUGCAUGUGGUCAGCAUGUUCAUAAACUGCCUCCUCCAUUUUGCUCCCUCCUUCCUUUAUGAAACCAGAUGCAGAAACUAUGCUCUAGUGGCGUCUGGUUGAUGUCAGGCAGGAGAGAGAGGAGAGGGAAGCUCACGAACAUGAUGAACACUUAAAACGAUUCAAAGUCAAGAAUGAGAAACAACUUAAAAUGUGAAAGAAGUAGUACAGGAACAAAAUUAGAGAACAUAGCGUUACUUUAUAUCGAAUGGGAUUAUUACCACACAUUAAAAGGGUUAUAUUCAAUGGUAUCUAUUUGUCUAGGAACUCCAAAACACAGGCCAAGUAAGAAAUGUUCUAUAAAUCAGCAUGCCCAUAGGGUGUGCUAUCACACCAUCAUUGUUAUUGAACACACAUAUAUACUUUUGCUUUGUCCUUGUGCAGAAGCUUUAACGUCUCUCAGGUAUAUCUUUUUGGAUAUUUUAUGUUUUUUUUUUCUUUGCAUUCACAACAUUUGCUACGUAGGCUGCAGACUGCAUACAUUUAUACAAAGAUAAGAGAUUGUUGGAAUACACUCUGUGCUUAAUGAUGGAUUCUGUGGGAAGGCAACGGUCACCUUGAAAACCUGAUGCUUGCACAGAGAUUGUAUUGUGCGAAGGAUGUUAAACGUGGAAACCGAGCGCUGAAUAAAGAUGGCUGAGUAAAUA
Molecule: messenger RNA, 2455 nt
Organism: Mugil cephalus (flathead mullet)
Lineage: Eukaryota; Metazoa; Chordata; Actinopteri; Mugiliformes; Mugilidae
Gene: selenop
Product: selenoprotein P
Exons: 5
Biological process (GO): selenium compound metabolic process
Cellular component (GO): extracellular region
Molecular function (GO): selenium binding
Source: RefSeq, a predicted model, not a curated record